AUGGCUGACAAACCAACACUCUAUUCCACAGUAUUCGACAAGAGUCACAAGCCUCCCGUUACUUGUACGGACGCAUCGUCUUCUCUUCCCCUCUUCUCUUCUUCUUCAACGUUUCCCCGUCAUCACCAACACUCUCCUGGAAACCCAAUGGCUUCCAAUCCGCAUCCCAACCAGCAGCCGCGAGGCUCAAUGCCUCCACCACCCGUGCCCUCUCACACAAUGGACAAGACAAAGAAGUUCGAUAUCAACAGCCUCAUGUCCCCGCCCGAGGCGGUCCUCGACAGCUUCAGCCAAAACAUAUCCAUGGCCCGCAGGGCAUCGGGCAGUCACGAUGGCCAUGGCGCCGGCCGGCCUACCUCUGCGCACCAGCCGCUGCCCAUGUCGCCACCCGUGUCGCCUUAUAGCAAACCAAUUGCGACCACGACGGCGCCGCCAGUCACGCCGCCCUCGAGCCAGUCGACGGUGCACGAUCCUCUUCUCUAUCCACACGACGAGCAUUCGCCCUCGAGCCCUCCGCAAGCACCUCUCUUUGCUCCCGCUGAACUCGAGCACCAGCGCAUCGUCGACCAACACGUCCGCGCCCGAUCCGAGAGCAUCUUUGCCGGCGUCGCGCCGCCGCGCCGCGAGGACUACGAGCUCGCUCUCACCUUUCGCUCGCACGUCAUGAAGCAUUUCACAUCCGACCGCAAAGGCUGGCUGCGCAAGAACCGCGCGCUGCUCGAGGCCGACCGCCGGGCCGGGGCGCAGCGGUACCCGACCAUCAUGCCGGCGAAGCCCAUCAUGGCCAAGCCCGUCAAGCACCGCAACACGGACCGUGUGUCCAAGACACAGGGUGGCCAGGGUAGUGCCCCGCGGGCGAUCCGCAACAACGUGCCAGCCACGACGCCUGCGAGAUCCGCCACCAGACCCGCAGGCCGCGUUACUAGCGCGACGCCGGAGCCAUCGCGCCGGAUCGUGGCGCCAAACCGAGAGGACAAGGACUUUGAGGCCCUGCCCGACUACUGCCCGCCCCUCAGCACGCUGCCCAACCGGCCCAACAGCCUCAAGGUGGAUUGGAAGGGACAGCCCAUUGACCUUGGCAACGAUGCGCACCGGCACCUGCUGCACCCGGACGAGGUGACGCUGGCCGGCAACCUGCGGCUCGACUGCGCGACGUACCUGACGAGCAAGCGGCGAAUCUUUGAGCGGCGGCUACAGUGCCUUCACGUGGGCAAGGAGUUCCGCAAGACGGACGCGCAGCAGGCGUGCAAGAUUGAUGUGAACAAGGCCUCGAAGCUGUGGACUGCCUUUGACAAGGUGGGCUGGCUGGACGCGCGCUUCAUGCGGCAGUUCCUAUAG
Molecule: messenger RNA, 1338 nt
Organism: Purpureocillium takamizusanense
Lineage: Eukaryota; Fungi; Ascomycota; Sordariomycetes; Hypocreales; Ophiocordycipitaceae
Exons: 1
Coding region: 1-1338 (445 amino acids)
Molecular function (GO): protein binding
Source: RefSeq, a predicted model, not a curated record